Molecule: messenger RNA, 5904 nt
Organism: Parus major (Great Tit)
Lineage: Eukaryota; Metazoa; Chordata; Aves; Passeriformes; Paridae
Gene: SEMA3C
Product: semaphorin 3C
Exons: 18
Coding region: 425-2677 (750 amino acids)
Biological process (GO): axon guidance; neural crest cell migration; semaphorin-plexin signaling pathway
Molecular function (GO): chemorepellent activity; semaphorin receptor binding
Source: RefSeq, a predicted model, not a curated record
GCCGCCGAGCCUCGCCUCGCUAGAGCGGCGGCCAGGGCAGGGCAGCGCCUGUAACUGGAAACCAGCGCCGGCACCGCGCCGCCGCUCCAUUCACUGCUCGGGGCGUGAAUGCGCGCAGGGGAGAAGCGCUCGCUGAGCCUCGGGAGCCACUGCCGGGAUUACUGUACAGAAGAGCCGGGAGUAUCUUUGCAGUCACCACAAGGAGAGUCUUUUCUCUCUUUUUUUUUUUUUUUUUUCCCUUUUUUUCCCCCCUUUUUUUUUGAAAUUUAUAUUUCCCUCUGCCGUGAGGCAGGUUUGGAAUUAAAAUGUUCUGGUAGCAGGAGUGGAGUCUGUAAAGUGAUAGAAACCAGAUAGGAAUCAGUAUUACUGGUGCCUCCAAUAGCCGGGUCUCGUUUCUUGGAUAUUAAGUUGCAAAUCUGAGGAGAUGGCAUUUCUUGCAGUGAACCUGUUGAUUGGGAUAUUUAUUUACUUCAGCAGUGUAAAAGGAUCUUCCCAGCCUCAGGCAAGGGUGUUCCUAUCAUUCACUGAGCUGCAAGAAACUAAGACCUCUGAGUAUCACAGGAUAUCCCACAGCCCCCUGGAUUACAGGAUAUUAUUGAUGGAUGAGGAUCAGGAUCGGAUCUACGUGGGGAGUAAAGAUCAUAUUCUGUCCCUGAAUAUUAACAAUAUAAGCCAAGACCCCCUCAGUAUUUUCUGGCCAGCAUCAGCAAACAAGGUUGAAGAGUGCAAGAUGGCUGGAAAGGAUCCUACACACGGCUGUGGGAAUUUCGUGCGGGUGAUCCAGUCGUACAACCGCACCCACCUGUACGUCUGCGGCAGCGGCGCCUUCAGCCCCGUCUGUGUCUACGUCAACAGGGGACGCAGGUCUGAGGAACAAAUCUUCAAGAUCGACUCCAAGUGUGAAUCAGGAAAGGGACGCUGUUCUUUCAACCCUAACGUGAAUACUGUGUCUGUGAUGAUCAAUGAAGAGCUUUUUUCAGGAAUGUAUAUUGAUUUCAUGGGGACAGAUGCAGCCAUUUUUCGCAGUCUGACCAGGAGGAAUGCAGUGAGGACUGACCAGCACAACUCCAAGUGGCUGAGUGAGCCUAUUUUUGUGGAUGCUCAUGUUAUCCCAGAUGGCACUGACCCCAAUGAUGCCAAAAUCUACUUCUUCUUCAAAGAAAGACUCACAGACAACAGCGGCAGCACAAAGCAAAUUCAUUCAAUGAUUGCAAGAGUAUGCCCAAAUGACACAGGAGGUCAGCGCAGUCUCGUGAACAAGUGGACAACAUUCUUGAAAGCAAGACUUGUGUGCUCAGUAAUGGAUGAAGAUGGAACAGAAACAUACUUUGAUGAAUUAGAGGAUGUGUUUCUCCUAGAGACAGAUAACCCCAGAACACUUGUGUACGGAAUUUUUACAACAUCGAGCUCCAUAUUUAAAGGCUCAGCUGUGUGUGUGUAUCAUCUGUCUGACAUCCAGACUGUGUUCAAUGGACCAUUUGCACACAAGGAGGGCCCAAACCACCAGCUGAUUCCAUAUCAGGGCAGAAUUCCGUACCCACGACCUGGCACCUGUCCGGGAGGAGCUUUCACACCCAACGUGCGGACAACCAAAGAGUUUCCAGACGAUGUUGUGACCUUCAUUAGGAACCACCCUUUGAUGUUUAAUCCCAUUUACCCAAUACACAAGAGGCCAUUAAUCAUCAGGAUAGGAGCUGACUACAAGUAUACAAAGAUUGCUGUGGAUCGAGUGAAUGCUGCUGAUGGAAGAUACCACGUCUUGUUUCUUGGAACAGAUCAAGGAACUGUACAAAAAGUUGUCGUCCUACCCACCAACUUUUCUGCAAGUGGAGAACUCAUUUUAGAAGAGAUGGAAGUUUUUCAGAGUAAUUCUCCUAUAACAACAAUGAAGAUUUCAUCUAAAAAGCAACAGCUGUACGUGAGCUCAGAUGAAGGGGUCACCCAGGUUUCCUUACAUCGCUGCCACAUCUACGGGACCGCCUGUGCUGACUGCUGCCUAGCCCGAGAUCCGUACUGCGCCUGGGAUGGCAACUCCUGCUCCAGGUUUUAUCCCACAGGAAAAAGGAGGAGCCGUAGACAAGACGUGAGACAUGGAAACCCUCUGACUCAGUGCCGAGGUUUCAACCUGAAAGCAUACAGAAAUGCUGCAGAAAUAGUUCAGUAUGGAGUAAAAAACAACACCACCUUUCUGGAAUGCACACCUAAAUCUCCUCAGGCUUCUAUUAAAUGGCUGCUACAGAAAGACAAUGACAGGAGGAAAGAGGUCAAGCUGAACGAGAGGAUCAUAGCCACGGAGCACGGGCUCCUGAUCCGCUCCGUGCAGGACAGCGACCGGGGCCUUUACCACUGCAUCGCAACAGAGAACAGCUUCAAGCAGACCUUGGCAAAGAUCAAUUUCAAGGUCUUGGAUGCAGAGAUGGUGGCUGUCAUGACUGACAAGUGGUCCCCUUGGAGCUGGGCCAGCUCGGUGCGAGCGCUGCAGUUCCACCCCAAGGACUUUGUGGGGGCUUUCAGCCACUCCGAGAUGCAGAUGAUUAACCAGUACUGCAAAGACAGCAGGCAGGCAGGGCAGCACAGGGAAGAAUCUCAGAAGAUGAGAGGGGACUACAGCAAACUAAAGGCCCUUAUCAAUAGCAGAAAAAGUAGAAAUAGAAGGAAUCAAUUACCUGGAUCUUAAUUUUAUUUUAUAGUAAUAGAUAUUUCUGUCCUCAGUGUAGGGGGCUUAUAUUUGUUUAUUGAGAACAAAUUUGUGCAAAUCUGAUAAAAAGUUAAAUUAAAAUCCAGCACACCUCAUAAAAUAUCUGUCUCCUGAUAAAAUGCAGUGUAACCUAACUAAAGAAAAUAACUCAGAGCAUUUUCUUUCCUGGAUGCUUAGUGACUCUGGGCUGGGCUCUGUCCUAGAAGCAGCAUUGGGUAUGCAUCUUAAACCAGAUUCAUCUUUAACAACAGUAUUUAAUUACAGCUGAAUAGAAAUUUUUACAAAAUCAGUGCAUUGUCUUGCAACUCUGGAACCGUACCAGCUAGACUGGUGGUGAAAGAAUCUGGGUUAAGAUGUGUCCUCAGAGUAAGAUGGUACUAAGAUUUCCUUGCACUGUGUUUAAGAGCAUGAGUUUCUUCUUUUUUGCUGCUCAAUAUUGGGUUUACAGCUUUCACUCAUCGAUCAAAUCAUGUGAAUGCAUGACAGGAAGCAAGUAAAGCAGUAGAAAUGUUUCAUUUGCUCAGAGGUCAAAUGAAGGAACAAACAGAAGGAAAACAAAGAAUUUAUACUUUAUCAGAGUAAGCACUGAUUACUGUGCAUAGUAUGAGUUGUAAUAAAUUAAUGAGUUCUGGAAUGUAACUUAAAAUUUCUCUGCUCAUCAUAUUGAUUUUUAUUAAAAUAGGGUGUCCUAUAACACUACAUAGCUUUAUAAGAGGCACAAAGAUAACAUGAGAAUGUUCAUUAUACAUACAAUUUUGAAAAACACCUAAGUGACUUAGGUAUUUUAGCUACUUUUCAAAGGAUUACACUCCAAUUUCAUUUCAAUGGACAGAAUGUAGAUAUACUGUAUAGUGCUUGUUCAUAAAUGAAAAAUAUAGAUUAUCUUUAUUCUGUUCCAUGAUUAGAUUGGAGUUGGUCUGCAAUGUGGAAACAAGUCAUAAGUGUCUUUAAAAAUUUUAAAACACUAUUUUUUCAACUUUUUUCUCAAAGUUGCAAAUAUUUUAACUAGAAUUUUCUAAUUAAACCAUUCCCAUUUUCCAGUCUUUGUACCCUUAUUCUUUUCCAGGUUAUUUUCCCAAUUUGCUCCUAUUUUCAGUUCGCUGCUGAAAAGCAGAUCAGGAAAAGAAAAGAAGAAAAAAAAUGAAUGAGGGAAAAAUAAAACUGAAAAAUGGGUUUGGGUCAAAAACCAAAACCUAUAACUUGAGAGGCAUGUUCAAACAGAAAUCUUUUGUUUAAGAAGCAGCUGUCAGGUUAAUGAAGCAAGUUUUGUUGAAAAUUGUGUGAGUGUGCACAAAGCUAUGCUAGGAAAAGCAAUCACUUAUUUAUUUUUUUUUUAUCAACACAAAUGCCAAAAAGAGGGACAGAUCAUCAAUCCUUUUGCUUUUAAUGUAAGAGUGUUCUGUAAGCCAACUAGUCUGUUCAAAACAGUAACAGGGAUUAAAAAUGUAUUAGUACCUUAGAAAAAUCACAGUUAUUUAUGACAUUGUACAAAAAUAUUAACUGAUGUUCAGCUCAAAACUGAGCUAUGUUGUUAAAAUCUUGCUUUUAAUAUAAUACUCUGGGAGUAACUCAACAGGGCAUGGGGAAACACUUCUGGGUUUGUGUGAAACCCACUUCUGGGUUUGUGUUCAGUCUAGUGCAAUGGAGGUAACACUGGUGUUUACCUGUCUUCAGUUGGAUUGUCACUUUAUCACCACCUCAUGAAGGAUAUCUGGGAAAUGAGCCCUAAUCAUGCCCUUUGAACAGUUUCUGAGUCCCUUUGAUGCUGGCAGGAGCUCUUUGAACUUGUGUGGUUACUGCUUGCGUGGCAGGGCCAGCCUGCUCGUAUUUUGCCAUCUAGUUAAGUGAUCUCGUCACUCACUCAAGGCCUAAAUGUGUAUUUCUGCAAUAUUUAGCCAUUGAUAACUAAGGUCCUUCUUAUGGAAACUGACCUCCAUGAGAUGGAAUUUGGCCCCAAGAGCUGGCAAAGUAGAUUCUGGAGGAAUCUGGAGUUUUGUUUUUUGGGUUUUUUUUCCCCCUGAAUAUGACUGACUUCUGAAGUGCGUAAGUGACAAACCAAAAGUUGAGUGCCAUGGAACAGAACUACCUCCUGGGAUGACAGUAGUGCAUAUUCUCUCUAUGCUGCCAUGCUUUUCCUGUCUCCCCAGCAGAUUCAUUGAGGAGUUAGUGUGAUACUAAUGUCUGUUGUGAGCAUCAGAAUUGCUUCCAGAUGGAAUACAGUGAUUAAUAGGUAUUUAAGGGUACAAAUUGCCCUGUAAGUGGUUAGGUACAGUGAUAUUUUAAUAGGCCCCCAUUAGGCCUCAGAAAUUACAGUUACACUUUUCCAAUAGAAUAUUGGCAAUAAGGGAUUCCAUUAAAACAAUCAGCAUAGCUCAGAGUUUCGUAUGAUUAUAAAAUAAUAUUUUUAAAGCUGCUUCAUAUACCAUUAUUAUGGUAUGACUGUUUAAGGGAUUAUACUUAAACUAACAUUUUUCCUGCUGCAUGAGAACUCCAGUAUAUGAAUACAAUAAGCUUCUGUCAGUGCAUAACUGGUCCAAGCCUCCAUGCUUUAGAAGCCUUCCUGCAUGUAUAGAGAAGUCAGGAGCCAGAUGCUCAGCUGGUAUAAACUGAAGUUACUAAUGUAACUUCCUUACUGUCCUUAUAGCUACUGGGGUUGAUACCAGCUGGGUGUUUGGCCUUAAAUGUACAGAAAAGACAAACUGCAAUUUUUGUUUAAAGUAGCCCCUCUACUGUAGGUAACACCAAAACUUAAGACUAUAAUAUUAUUUGUGCUAUUUAAUACUUCCUAUUUUGAGGAUUUCUAAAUAAUGUAUAUAAUUUUAUUCCUUAAAAAAAUGCAAAAGUAAAAUGACUUCUAGGCAUAACUUCACCAAAUGUAAAGAUGUGUUCUCUGCCAAGAACUUCACUAUGUAUUGUUAUUUUUUUUGCCUUUUUAUUUUGUGUAGUUUGUAAAGUUUGCUGAAUUCUUGACCUAACAAUGUGUUCUUUGCAAUUGUUGUUACUGUAGAUAUGCGUGUUUUAUUAAGAGAAUCUUGGUUUUAAAAGUGUAGUUAUGUGUAUAAGUUCCUAGCAUGAUGAAACUGUCACGACAGUGAAUAUGCAUCAUAUAGUGUGUAAGAAAGAACAAAAUGUAGUUUAACAUAGUGCUAUUUAAUUGAAUAUCUAAAAUGCCCAACAAAAUAAAGUGUGUUGCAACAUCUUAAAAA